AAGUUUUUUAGUUUUUUUUAAGUUUAUUUGUAAAAUUAUCUUGCGAUUUAAACAUAGCCUUUAUUAAUAUGUUAUGAUUUGUAUUAUCUAUUACUCACAUUUUCCGCAUGAUGGACGAAAACCAUUUAACUGAGUUAAAUAUGUCCGAAGAAGUUUACGAUACAGAUCAUUUUUUUACAAGCGAUAACCAAAACUCAGAAAACUUUGAAAGCAAUUUAGAAUCAAAUUCGGAACAGUUGGAGCUUAUUGACGAGAGACAAGCCGAUGCAGUCAUAGAAAAGAAAACUCCACCGCAGAGGAAUGAAACAACGCGUACAAAAUUACCAAUUGCGAGGAUAAGAAAUAUAAUGAGAAUGGAUCCAGACGUGAGCAUCGUAAAUAGUGAUGCUGUAUUUUUAGUUACGAAGGCAACCGAGCUAUUUCUGGAAACUAUGGCAAAAGAAGCAUACACAUAUAUGUCACUUAACAAAAGGAAAACUAUGGCCAAGAAAGAUUUAGACCAUGUCAUAAACAAUGUGGAUUGUUUGUGUUUCCUUGAAGGUGCAAUGGACUUUUAAAAUGGAUCGGUAAAAUAAGUAUUAAAUAAAACUAUGUGAAUAUAAAAAUUGUAUGUUUUUAUUUACAAAACAAUUACAUGUUAGAUCCUGGCUAAGCAAGAAACCUCUAUGAGCAUGACAAAUAUUGCAGUUCUGUGGAUUCUCGUUUAUCCAGGUUUGACUGUUUUUCAUAAGAAUAAAUAGUAUUUAUAAGCAAUUUAAGCAUUAAAUUUCCU
This is a messenger RNA of Papilio xuthus (Asian swallowtail), 772 nucleotides long. It is a transcript of the gene PolE4, whose product is annotated as DNA polymerase epsilon subunit 4. The transcript is spliced from 2 exons. Gene Ontology annotation, biological process: DNA-templated DNA replication. The coding region runs from base 108 to 557 and encodes 149 amino acids. The record is from RefSeq and is a predicted model, not a curated record. Gene Ontology annotation, cellular component: epsilon DNA polymerase complex; nucleus. NCBI's taxonomy places the organism in Eukaryota, Metazoa, Arthropoda, Insecta, Lepidoptera, Papilionidae. Gene Ontology annotation, molecular function: protein heterodimerization activity.